Messenger RNA from Engraulis encrasicolus (European anchovy), 3138 nucleotides. It is a transcript of the gene phc1, whose product is annotated as polyhomeotic homolog 1. The coding region runs from base 172 to 3132 and encodes 986 amino acids. Gene Ontology annotation, biological process: negative regulation of DNA-templated transcription. NCBI's taxonomy places the organism in Eukaryota, Metazoa, Chordata, Actinopteri, Clupeiformes, Engraulidae. The transcript is spliced from 15 exons. Gene Ontology annotation, molecular function: zinc ion binding; histone binding; chromatin binding. Gene Ontology annotation, cellular component: nucleus; PRC1 complex. The record is from RefSeq and is a predicted model, not a curated record.
UUUCAUUACGGUUUUCCUCAGCACAGGCACCGUUGUUUGCAGAUUUACUAAAAGUCUGCACGGGGAACAUUCAACUGUUUUUAAAAAACAAUUGUUCAAGUAGAGCACCAAACAAAAGGACGAAUCUGUAACUAUUGAGUACCUGGACCACAGAAACAAAACUGGGUGAACAUGGAGGCAGGAGAGGACCAGAACACUGGCUCUGCCAAUGGCAACACUCAGCCCGGAACCAACUCCCGCCCCCCUCAGAUCGCUCACAUGUCUCUGUACGAGAGGCAAGCUGUGCAGGCUCUGCAGGCUCUCCAGAGACAGCCCAAUGCAGCACAGUACUUCCAGCAGCUCAUGCUGCAGCAACAGAUCAACACAGCUCAGCUUCAUAACCUCGCCGCCGUACAACAGGCCACGCUGGCGGCCAGCCGUCAGUCAAGCUCUCCUAGCAACAGCGUCACCCAGGCGACCAGCACCACCCACUGCACCGUGAACCUCAGUACCUCCUCUGGUGGCACCAUGACCAACGCACGUCCCAUCGGACCUGCCACCUCCGCCACCUCGUCGGCCCUCACGCAGCCUGUUCUGCUGGGGGGCAGUGCUUCCGGACAGGGCCAGAACCUCUACCUGAGGGUGAACCGGCCUCUGAGAGCCCCCCUGGCCUCCCAGCUCAUCUUCAUGCCUGGUGGCACGGCAACAGCUGUGGCAACCGUUGCCCAGCAACAGCCUCAGCAGCAACAGCAACAGCAGCAACAGCAACAACAGAACCAGGAAGUCACUCCUACCUCUAUGCAGUCAGACAAUGACCAGGUUCAGAACCUGGCCAUGAGGUGCGUUUCCACACCACGCGUGGCUGCCAUCAAGACUGAGUUCCCAGAACGCAAGGAUGCGGCCACAUUCACCAUGGGCCAGCAGCAGGCUCAGCAACAGCAGUUUCCCCAGCAGGCUGCCCCUGGCCAGCAGCAGCAGCAGCUCCAGAACGCCCCUACGCAGCAACAGCAACAGCUGCCCACCGCCAAGCUGGCCUCCUACGCCCACCCCAACAUGGCAGCUGCAGCUGGCAUUGCCGUCAAGGGUGCCGCUGCCGCCACCCAGCCAGCCAUGCCCGGCGCCAACCCCGCCGUGGUAGCUCAGGGCACGGCCACAGCGGUCGGCCCCGGGGUGGCACCGCCUUCCACCUCCACCCCCUCCAACCCCCCCAACCCCUCCUCGUUGCCCCUCUCCCAGCUCCUCCUCUCGCCCUCGGGCCUGUGCCAGGCAGCGCGCCACGCUGGCACGGUCACCACGAUGUCGCAGGCUGCCACCGUCACCCACAUCCUGGUGCCCACCUCCAGCGUGCCGACGUCCUCGCAGGGCUACGCGGUGGCCACGGUGGCGCCCAAGGCCAACCUGGCCGCGCAGACGCUGGUGGUGCAGCCCAUGCAGCAGCAGCAGCCACAGCAGCAGGGGGGCACGGGUGUGGCCAACCUCGCCGCUGGCACGACGAGUGACAACAAGCUGGCGCACAGCGCAACCACGCCCGUGCCCAUCCAGCCCAAGACCAGCAUGCAGCAGCAGGGCCACCGCCUGCCCCUGCAGAUGUCCCCGCGACACCCCCUGGCCCCCAUCCUGCCCGCCCCCGCACCCAGCAACGGGCAACCGGGAGCCGGGGCAGGAGGGGGGCAUCACCCUCCCCAUGUCCCAGUGCAGCUGGUGGGGGCCAGGCAGGGCACGCUAGGAAACUCCCAGGCUGUGGCGCUGGCGCAGGCCCGAAACUGCUUCGCUGCUCAAGACAGCGGUGGCACCCUGGCAAACAACAAUAACACCGUAUCCAAUGGCAAUGUAGGAGGCGGGGCUGGCAGCAUGGUCGCCAUGGUUGCGUCCAUGGAGACGGGGGUGGGGGGGAUGUGCCUUAAGGCGGCCCAGAAUGCUGUGCCCCUCGGACAGCAAGGGGGAGCGCUGAACGCCAACCUCACCACCACCUCCUCCUCUUCCUCCUCCAACACGCUGCCCGUCUCCAUCACACACUCCAUGGACGGUCACGCGCACGCACACAACCUGGUGUCUGUGGUGGCACCCUCGUCUGGCGACUCUGUGUUCCUGCAGUCUGGACCUACUCUGACAAAGCCUAUGAUUGGCUCUCUAAAGCGGAAGGCGGAUUCAGACAUGCCCAGUGAUCUAUCAGGAGACCCCCACUGCUGUCCGUCAACACGUGACUCCGCACCUCCCCUCUCACCAGCCCCCAGCCUCGACACAGCUCCCGAGCCGGCUGCGUUUUCCUCUCCCCCCACACUGCUGCCUCUGCCUCGUGGUGGCGGUUGUCAGGGAGAUCGUGCGCCCCUCCCCCAGGCGGUGGUCAAGCCCCAGGUGCUCACACACCUCAUCGAAGGCUUCGUCAUCCAGGAGGGCGCUGAACCUUUCCCUGUGACUGGCCUAGUGAAGGAGCGAGCAGAGGGUUCCAUGCCCGUGUCUGGAUCACCCAACAUCCAAUCAGAGUCCAGAGGCUCAGCAGUUCUCAAGUGCGAGUACUGCCAGAACUAUGCCCCGGCCAGCCAGUUCGGAGGGACCAAGCGCUUCUGCUCCAAGACCUGUGCAAAGAGGUACAACGUGAGCUGCAGCCAGCACUUUCGCAGCAGCAGGGGCAGAGUGGGCGGCACCGGGCCUCCCCCCGCCCCCACAGAGAAGGACCCCGUGGCCCGACGCAGGGGGCCUCGAAGGAGCAGCUCGGAGAUUGCCUGCGCAAAAAUAGCCGGCAGGCAUUUGCCAAUGAAGUGUCGGUCAGAGUCCAGUCGCUCUGAGGACGUGUCCAGCUGUGAUGGGGAGGAAGAGGAGGACGACUCCCUGUCCCUCUCCCCCAGCUCCUCCUUCUCCUGCCCGCCCAGCGCCCACUGCGGGCCCCCAUUGGACGGCUCGGCACCAGGCGGCCUGCCAUUGGACAGCUCGCACUUCCUGUCAGGCAGUCCCGCCCACUGGAGCGUGGACGAAGUGUGCCGCUUCAUCUCAUCUCUGCAAGGCUGCGAGGACCUGGCGCCGCAGUUCCUGUCCCAGGAGAUUGACGGGCAGGCUCUGCUGCUGCUGAAGGAGGAACACCUCAUGUCCACCAUGAACAUCAAGCUGGGACCCGCGCUCAAGAUCUGCGCCUCCAUCAACAGUCUCAGAGACUGAGGGAGA